AUGCAAUGGAUCCCUCCUCUCAAUAACCAGUUGAAGCUGAAUGUGAAUGGAGCGGUGUCAAAAUCCAGUGGAGUAGCUGCCUACAGAGGAUUAAUUCGUGACAGCCUUGGCAAGUUCAUCAUUGGCUUCUACUUUAGGCUCAACUCUUGCUCGCCCCUUUCUGUGAAACUUUGGGACCUUUGUAUGGGCCUCCAUCUGGUGAUGCUGAAAAAUAUUCAGUCUAUCUUGAUUGAAAGCGACUCCAAGUUUGCCAUCAACCUUAUUUUGCAUAUCCAGUCCUCAUCCCAUCCUCUUUUCACUUUGAUCUGUAAUAUUAGAGAAUCUCUUAGGAAGGUUCAAUUUGUUAGGUUUUCUCAUAUAUGUAGAGAGGUGAACCAUUGUGUUGAUUCCCUUGUGAAGAUGAGUCUUGACCUCCUAUCCCCUUCUUGCUGGUUGGAUAUCCCUCCCUCCUCUCUGGUUUUUCUUUAA
Molecule: messenger RNA, 468 nt
Organism: Abrus precatorius (Indian licorice)
Lineage: Eukaryota; Viridiplantae; Streptophyta; Magnoliopsida; Fabales; Fabaceae
Exons: 1
Coding region: 1-468 (155 amino acids)
Molecular function (GO): RNA-DNA hybrid ribonuclease activity; nucleic acid binding
Source: RefSeq, a predicted model, not a curated record